UUCAUGAAAUCAUUUGGAUUUUUAUUAGGCAUGAAUUGCUUUAUUGUUUCCGACGACGGAUACAAUUCAAGUAAUAAUUUAGCUGCUGCUUGCUAGCAGGAAAUAAGUGAAGAGAAAUAAAGAAUAAUGUGAAGUGAGGGAAAAGAGAGGCGAGUGAUAAUAAGAUUAUCCCUUUAGUCUCGUGUGAAAUAUGUAAGUGUGAUAUUUCAAAGUCGUACUACUUCAAGUUACAGAUUACAGUUGUGUUCUACAUGAAAGGUGAAAAUAACGAGAAAAAAUAGUUUCCAAUGAAUGAAUGGAAUUGACAAGCCGUCGUGAAAUUCAUUUAGUGCAUAUCAACAAAAAAUAAAUUCGAAGCUUCAACUAGAUUUGAUUUAGAAAAAACUAAAACUUUAAUUUGAAUACCAAACAAUCUAUUUGAUCACUCACAAGCUCCAAUUGUUUGCUGUAAUCACUGCUGAGUGGAUCCAUGCAACUGUCCGCAGAAAUGUCGUCUGCUGAUUAUAUCUCACCUCCUGGAAUUGAGAAAUGCCAGCACUGCUGGAAAUUAGCGACCGUUACGUUAUCUCUGACGCUGAAGCCACUCUGCCAAAUUGCUAGUACAACAAUUCCUGCUAUUCAAUGUUAUGUUUUUAACCUGUUGAACUUUCUUCAGUCAGCGACGUCGAUCGCCUAACAACUUGUUGAUUACACGCAAGGACUUUUCAUCUCUAAUAAUGAAAAUGGAUUGAAAAUCCGGCGUAACCUGCGCUCAUCGAUUUAUCUUACACUCAGCCCAAGUGGUCAUCGCUCAUUUUUGCUCCCCCGAAUAUAAUUUGAAUUUUCAAUCUAAUUGUAAUUAUUCUGAGUGAGAUUGAUCAUAUCACGAUAAUUUGCAACAUUCUUCAACACCAAAUAAUUUUUCUGAAACUUCUCCUUUUUUACCUUCGUAUAGGCCUUUUCUUUCUUAUUUUUCUCAGAUUUUUCUUGCUGUUUCGAUGCUUAAAAGUGGCUCUUAUUUGAAGUGCUUAUUCACACACUUAGACACAGCCACUGAUGAUGAGUGGCCUCCCACUCUCCCGGAUACCCUCGCAGAUUUUUAUAAGCUCUCUUGACCCUCAACUGCCAAGCGAUGCCUCCGUCUUAAGACUAGUCGCACUCAUUCACUAAUAACUUCGCCAUGGAGUAAUCAUUUGCUAUUUAUGGCAGGUCUUCUUGCCAUUUAAAAAAAAUUAUGUUUAGUUGUUAGAGAGAGAUUCAUUCAUCGGAGUAUUAACUAUUUAGUGGAUAGACCAUCCAUUAUACAGUUGAUAGACCGUCUCAUCACUGUCUGUUCAUUUACCCCUCUAUACUCUUCUCAAAUGUCCUCGUCAAGAGUUUCCCUCAAGUGAGUUCGCUUCUUGUCCCUCACUAUAGUACCCCUUACUUCAGCACUUCACGUCUUCCCUUCACUACUACCACUCACUCUUGCCCCUCAUUAGUGGUCUUCGGCUACUGCCCUUCAUUUCUUCCCCUCACUACUACCACUCACUCUUGCCCCUGAUUAGUGGCCUUAGGCUACUGCCUUUCAUUUCUUCCCUUCACUACUACCACUCACUAGUGCUCCUCAUUUGUGGUCUUAGGCUACUGCCCUUCAUUUCUUCCCCUUACUACUACCACUCCACUCACUAGUGCUCCUCACAAGACCCCUCACAGCAGCCCCUCACGAAGGCCGCCAUGCCGCUGUUCAAGGACUGCGUUUGUCGGCGCAAGAAGCCACGCAAACUGCAGGCGUGCCCUGGGGAGCCUCAGCGCCACGUGUUCAAGUUGAAGAAGUUGAAACGCUCGCGCCCAUGUCACGUGUGUCACCAACACGUCGCAAAACUCGGCGCUUGCUGCAGAGUUUGCAAGUUCCUUGUCCACAAAGGCUGCGAACCUAAGAGCCACCUGGAAGCCACUGAUUCGACUAAACAGCCUUUGUCCAGCAGCAGAAAUACGCAGUCGGCGGCGCGCCUGAACCGCAUCAUCAGCGUGUCGUUCGGACCGUCCUACAAGAAUGGCAGCGGGUCGUCCUCGACUUUGCCGCACACGCGCACCCUCCCGUGUGCCAUGCCCACCGUGUCGGGGGGCAGCAGCCUCCGUGUGGGGCACAGCAUCGCACACGGCAGGGGAGGAUCUCUUCGGGAGGAUCUCACGCGGCAAGGAUACAAUACGGCUCAGAGGAUGGAUCUUGUGUACGUCACUGAGAGGAUCAUCUCACUGGCGUUCCCACCGGAUCUCGAUGGAUCGGCCUACACGAUGCAUCUCCGGGAGGUGGCUCAUAUGCUCUCGUCCAAACAUGGCGACAACUUUAGGGUGUUCAACCUGUCGUGGCACCAGGGCGAGGUAAGCCACUAUCUGCCGCGGGUCACGGAGCUGGGGUGGCCGCCGCUGCUGGCCCCCGCGCUGGAGAAGCUCUGCGCCGUGUGCAAGGCGCUCGAGUCCUGGCUAGCAGCGAACAACCAGCAUGUCGCCGUGCUGCACGACAGAGAAGGCUACGAGAAGCUUGGCGUGGUGGUUGCCGCCUACAUGCACUACACGAACAUCUGUGCGUCCACUGACACCGCCCUGGACCGCUAUGCCAUGAAGAGAUUCUUCGAUGAUAAGAUCGGCCAACUUUAUCAUCCUUCACAAAAACGAUACGUGCAGUAUUUCUCGGGUCUCUUAUCUGGCUUGAUAAGGAUCAACUCGAACCCUUUAUUCCUACACACCCUGACGCUGUACGGCGUGCCACACUUCGAGUCCAGAGGCGGAUGUCAUCUCUUCAUCAAGGUAUACCAGGGUAUGACGCACGUCUACACGUCAGGCGUCUACCAGAUCACAGAAGGCCUGCGCUACGUCACCAUCGUCUUAGAACAACACAAGUCCUCCAACACCUCACAGAACAACGCCCGCGUCAGCGGCAUACAGCUGCGUGGGGACGUUCUUCUCAAAGCCUACCACCGGAGACUGGGUCCACCGCCCUCCAGGGAGGUGGUCUUCAGGGCGCAGUUUCACACCUGCGCCGUUAGUGAAAAAGUCCUCGGCUUCAGUAGACUUGAUCUCGACGACGCGUGUAAUGACCUGCGGUUUCCACUGGACGGAGGCAUCGAGUUGAGUUUCUCCCGCGGGGGCGACGACCCCCCGCGCGCGGUGUCCAACGUGUCCUGUGACAAGAGCCCGUGUCCCGUGACUGCCUGGGACAGCUACGAGGUCCUGCCCGGCAGGCGAGACGAGACAGGGGCGCACGAGUCGGUGCCUCACACCCUGGGCCCUCUGGACGGCUCACUCUACGCUACCGUCAACAAGAGGAGAAAUAACAGCGAUAUCAAUAACGUCAACAACAUCAAAAACUCUUCAUCUUGCCAACAGUUUGACCAACAGCAGCAGUUGCAACAACAUCCAGAGUCCAGUUUACAGUACCCUGUAGAUCAUAGACUAGACCAUCACCUUCACCAUCCCCAUUCUUCGUAUUCCUUGCUCCGCCAGACCCCUGUUAGAAGUCAACAAGAUCACUUUUCAAGUGUUAAUAUUGGCCAGCAUAGUCGGUCUACUCCACACACUCCGCAACAUCCGUCACUAUUACAACAACAACAACUACAACAACAUUCUACUCAUCAUACUCCGGUGGCCACAGGGCAACAUUUAGUACAUCAUCAGCAUCACUUGUCUCAGCAUCAUCACCACCAUCACAUUCACCACCAAGGUUCUCAGCCUCACCAUCAGCAACAACAGCAACACCAGCAGCUACAACAACAAUACCAAUCUUCCCACACUCCUUCCCACGCGCUGCAGCACGCGAGUCUAGCGACGCCUUCGCCGCUCUCGUCUGCCUACGCGAACGGUCGCUACCCUGCCUCCGUGGACUCUGGUUUCGCUGGCAGCAUAGCUCCUCUAAGUCCUCCCACGUCUUCUGUGAGUCCUGCUGCAUCGUCUCAACCGCAGCAGUCUUCAUCGUCCACGUCCACUGCCCCGCCCCAGGAUAACGCACAUCUUUCAUAUAGACAGUCCACAUCGUCUACAGCUGUUCAAGAGCACUCUCGACUUCAGGCUUGUCAGGCGUCUGCUGACUGUCAGAAUCACGAUCACCGUCAACAACCCCCACAAGUUUACAGAAGAUUUUCUGACCCAAAUCAGCUGAACAUGGCACCUGUUGCUGCUGUAGCCUCUCGACCCACCCAGGCAUCUCGCGGGGGGCCUUCGUCGCGCGUUGACGCCCGGCAGCUCGAUGAACUCCUCGCCGGUAUGCUCCUCGAUAUUGAAAGUAUCCCGGACCUAAGACCGGGACAAAGCCCAGCUCCAGACAUUAACUCCAUCAGGUGUCCAGAUCUGUCCUGGAACACUUCGUCGACCCGCGGGCGCAGCUCGAGUAGUCGGUCUGGUCCUACGAUGAGCCCCGUGAACGGCUACGGUGGCGUGUCACACCACGACUCGAUGCUCGACACAUCCUUGACCCUGAGUGCUGCCGACGAAGGCACUCCCUACCACACACGUCUUGACUCAAGGCCGUUCAGUUACGGAGCAGUCACUUCGUCUCCCGUACUUCCGCGACGACGAUCCCCGUCUCCGAACUCCUCACCGAACCGACGCGUCGCCCGUGAACCGAUUAUCAGUCGGUCAGGACUAGAAAGUCCUCGACUGGUUCGCCGGAUGUCGGGCAGCGUCGGCGCUGUGGCGGGAAACACCACAACCGACAGCGGCGCCGCCAUGUCAGCGGGAUCCCACAUCAAUUCCUCGGUGCUUGGUAACGGGACCACCACAAACACGACACGUCGAAGCCCAUCUCCUUCUCCAGAACCUGGCAGUCGAAACUCGACCCUCAGGAGGGAGCGGUCCCAAACCCUGACGAACCGCAUCAUGGCGGGUGAACCCUCACCCCCUUCUUCCCUUACUCGGUCCCACGUUACCAGAUCUGCGUCCCGUCUUGACGAUCCGGACGCCAUCUUCGCUCCCGAUACCCUCAGUCGGAGCCUAAGCGGCACCAGCAGCUCGUGGCUGGCGACACAACAGCGCAAGCUCGUCGAGCGUCGCGAGGCCAACCGUCGCGCUGACCGCGGGCGUCACGAGGCGCGGGUCAUCAACGAACUGCGCUCCAGGAUCGGACAGCACUACAACCGAACGAACACUACGAAUACCUCAUCGUCGUUCUCGGGCGUUAGUCGCUACGGUCGCUACGGUGACUUUGAAGACGGUUACGUCUCAGAUACGACAUUGUUCUCGGACACUUCACGGGAGUCAUCACCCACGAAGCAUCACCCAUACUCACCCCUGAGCGUGUCCACGGGUUACAACAACACCCUGAACUCCAGGGACACCGCCUACAGGAGGAGUGCCAGUGCCAGGGAACAUUCCGAGCCUUCAUCACCCAAUGUGGCGUCCAAGACCGCGACCCACAACUUUGCUAGAGAUCGGCUCCAGAGACUGAACCAGCACUACGCUAACACCACCAAGACUCUGUCUCUGUCACGCAAAUAUUCGGACGCAUCGCAUGACCGCGAGCGGCCGUUCGUGAGCAUCAAACGCGCGUUCGCCUCGGACAGGGGACGGGACUCAGCUUUGACUCAGCUGCAGUCAAAUCCUCUGGGUCACAUCAACUACCAUCACUCAUCGUCACCACACCAGGGAGAGGGACUUCUCACCACCCUGCACCACCAGACGAAACAUUCACCAGCUUCUGCUUCUACCUCUUCUGCUAAAGUGUCACACGCUUUUUCCACCGCCACCGACAACCCCCGCAACGUCACGCCUGUCACAGCAACUUCUUCAGUUCAUGAAGACGACGUUACUCGCGCUCGUAACGCUUACAAGACUUACCUCGCUUCAAUAGCUGCUAACAAAGUUAUCCCGAAUAACUAUGACGACGCGCGCGCUUUCGUUGCUGCAGAUAAGAACGUCUUCCGCGAGCGAUCUUUGGAUAUGUCAAACUUGCGCAAAGCGCCUUCGUCGAAUUACAUCGACGAUGCUGCUGCCAACGACGCAUCUCGGUAUUACAAUAUGAUAAUUCCAAAUGUUAUUUCCGACGCGUUGGCUUGUACACAAGGCACUUCAAACAAUGCUCCAUCUUCUAACAAGAAAACGCUUCCAAACGACCUCUACUUCGCAUCCGACAACAGGGUGUACAAUAUCACUGGGUAUACCAACUCGCUGGACAGAGGAGUGCACAAGCGGCUAUCAUCCCUCAAUCAUUUUCGUAUCGACUCAUCGUUGAAACACAACAAUAUCAACAAUGUCAUCCCGGAGCCGUACUCAUCGACGUUACCUAAAACCCUGAACCAAAGUUCAGGUCAAAGUUACAACUUGAGGAGUUACUGCAACGGCCCCAAGCCCAGCCAAAGCAGCGCCAACACUAGUUCCAGUUCAGGGGCUCCUGAGAGUUCAGAGAACAAAGACUCUGAGAGCAGCACUAGUGUGAGCGUUAGUUGCUCUAGUGCCAACGAUUUCAUGCUAGUAUCAGCACCUGAAGGUUUCAACAACUGUACUUCAAGCGUUGUGUCUGCUGUGUCGCCUGUCAGUCCUAAGCCCGGCGACGAGGGCGCUUGGCAGAGCGACUGUGAGGGCGGAGUGGGCGGCGCCCACCGCCCCAUUACUCCGGGCUUCCCGCCGUCCACGCCCACCACGCCCUACCUCAACCAGGGUCUGCCGCCCAAAAGCCCCACCAUGCAGCGACGAGCUCAUCUCGGCCUGUCUUCCCUUAACAAUCAGCGACCUGCUUCUGCUGCCAGCACUGCCAGCAACAACAGCAAGGACCAAGUUGGGAUGGGGAUGACCUCGUCCUCGCAGUAUCGCAGCACCUCCCCUCACAACGGCCACGCUAGCCCCGCGCCUUCCCUCUACCAGGGGCCCAGUCGCCGGUCUUCCCUCACUUCCCUCAACGACAGCGGAGGCCAUGACGUCAUCCACAGCCAUCCUAAGUUCGUCAAGGAUAUUUCCAAGUUCUGGUACAAGCCCAACAUCAGCAGGGAUGAAGCCAUCAACAUCCUCAAGUCUAAGCCCCCCGGCACGUUCAUCGUGCGCGACUCGAACUCGUUCCCCGGCGCGUUCGGUCUCGCCGUCAAGGUGGCCACCCCGCCCCCUAACGUGGUGGUGUCCUCAACGAGCGGGGACCCCGCUAACGAGCUCGUUAGGCACUUCCUCAUUGAGCCCACGGCGAGGGGAGUCAGGCUAAAGGGAUGCAGCAACGAACCUGUUUUCGGUUCGCUGUCGGCGCUGGUGUACCAACACUCGAUCACGGCGCUGGCGCUGCCCUGCCGCCUGGCGCUGCCAGAGCGCGACCCUGCUGCAUCCACCGCAUCCACCAGCGCCUCGUCCACCUCUGUGGAUAACAGCGUGCUUCUCCAGCAGGGAGCGGCAUGCACCGUCCUCUACCUGCACUCGCUGGACACUGAGAGUUUGACGGGACCGCAGGCCGUUAAGAGGGCGGUUACCAGCCUCCUGUCUGCUGCUUCUGUCAGGCCUACGCCUGUACAUUUUAAGGUCUCAUCAGCGGGCAUCACACUAACGGACAACCACCGGACGCUGUUCUUCAGGCAGCACUUCCCUGUGGCGGCCAUCAGCCACUGCGGCACCGACCCUGACGACCGACGCUGGCAGCACAACUCAGACACCGGCGAGCCUCUAGCCUCACUGCGAAUUUUUGGUUUUGUUGCGAAGAAGGGAACUGCUAGAAACCAAAACCAGUGCCAUGUGCUGGCAGAGUUGGAGCCAGAGCAGCCUGCCACCGCCAUCUGUAACUUUGUCACCAAGGUUAUGAUGACGUCGGCCAACAGAGCUAAUCUUGUGUAAUGGUUAUGACGACGUCAACCAACAGAGCUAACCUUGUGUAAAGGUUAUGAUGACAGCAGCCAACAGAGCUAGCCUUGUGUAAAGGUUAUGAUGACAGCAGCCGACAGAGCAAACCUUUUGUAAAGGGAAAACCUUAGCGUAAUGAUUUUGCACUCUAUUGGCUCAUGGACAAGCGUUCAACUUCGUUCCCGAUUAACAUUUUCAGAUUUGAUCGAAUGUAAACGGGAAAAAAUAUAUUUAAAAUGAACUCCGAUGUUCAACAAGUCCAGGCUAUUCAAAUGAGUAUCAACAAAGUGGUGAGUGAAUGGAUUCAUAAUUAGUCAUGAGAUGUUGAACAGAAUUAAUAACGUUUAAAAGGGAAAUGUUGAAAAACCAGAUGCCCAGAAUCAAGAACGUUCUUCCGUAGUUUUCUUGAAGAAGACUUACCUCGCUUCAACGUUUUAAACAAAAAUCUUUCAUCUUGAGGACUUGAAGUCAAUUUUUCCUAACCAUGUACGUAAAAAAACUGAAACCGUAAAAGUCAAAGCAAAUAGAUGACACAUGUGCUUCAUCACUGAACUAAAAAGAUAGCUUAGGUGUUUCACUGUAAAAGUUAAAGUACAGAGGUUUCGUGCUUCAGUUUUAAUAUGGAUGUCUGGUGUCCAAGUGAAUCUCACUCGCUCAAUGACUCGCCGCGAAGCUGAGUCUCUUGAUGUUGUUUUGUGUGCGUGUUGAACUUGGCGGUCCACAUACUCUAGUUCAUACUCAUACACGAAUUUUUCUUGCAUUAUGAGUCAAUGCGUAGGUAAAUAAUUAAACGUGUAGCAGUAGAGUCUUCUUCUUACAAUCCCUAGUCCCUGAUAAGGGGAAGUCGAGCCAAGUCUACGUAGAACAUAUGAAAAUUUCCGAGUUAAGUUAUCACAGUUAGGAAAAAACUUGCCAAUUUUUCGUUCAAGAAUAGAGAAGUAAUCAGGAAACUUGCCAAGGUUUAUUUGAAAGUCAGAAUGCGAUCCAAUUUCUCUUCGACCAAAUUCUGGUCCAUAGACAAGAGAAGAGUAUGGCGCGUUGUCGCACCGAAGUGUACGACAACAUAGUCAGCAAAGUGUACGACAACGUAGUCAGCAAAAUGUACGACAACAUAGUCAAGGCCCGUGGCCGAGAUCAGGGUAGAAGUUGCUGUAAUUAUGUACGAUCUCGGGUCGCAUCAGAUUUACGUCUCUUAAUUAAAAAUUUCUAGCUAUUGUAUGGACUUGAAUGUGUUAGGAGAGGUUCACGUGCUGUAGACAAUAUUACAAUUUAUUGUUAUUAUUAAAAUGUAGAGAGCAUGGAGUGUAACGUUCAUUAUUAAUGAUAUAUAUAUAGAAAUUACUUGUAAAAAUCUUUAGAAUGUAUCAAGAUAACGAAGGAAUCAACAAGACUCUAAUUAAACAAACGAGAUGAGCAAUAUUAAUUCUUUGACGAAGCAUACUAAUUAACGGGUUAAGUUAAUCAGAUGAAUGAAUUUAAUUAACAUUGUCACUAAUUGUAUAUUUUUUCUGAAGAAGUACGUCUGACAUGCGCGAAUGAGCAUUGGUUACUUCAUAUCGUUCUGUACGAGGAGGAAGCCUUGACUGUACGUUUUCAAUAAAUUAAAAAAUAAACCUAUUUCUGUUCAUUGUAAGAUGGAACUGAAGGCUCAUGAAAUUUAUGCCAAUGUUUUUGUCUGAUUUUUCUAUGUAUAUUUUCUUCCUUGAUUCCAUGAAUAAAAGUUAUAUAUCUACUUAUGACGAGUAACUUGACGUAACUUUUAUUGAAAUUAUUUAGGAACUAUAUGUAAAUUCAUUUGCCUGCAAAGCCAUCGCAAAUAAUUUCUCUGUCAUAGUUCUUUUCUUUGAAACGUUUACGAGUAAACCAUCUGUAAAAUUUUAUUCAAUCACAAAAUAAGGUUAAGUUUAUUUACAAAAUGAGCUCUGGUGCCACUCCGCUCGACCUCUGGUUCUUUUUACCCAACUAACGCGUGCAUAAUGUAAUGAUUCUUACAUAUUUGAUUUAAUAAAUAAUAAACUAUACAGGGCAUUGCUUUUCACCGCAGUUAUUUUCUAUACCGAUUUUUCUCGCAUCGCUGCCGACGAUCAAUAUUCGCAUUGCUAUGUUAUAUUGCAUAUCAUGAUAUUUCAAGUUGAAUAUGUGCAAUUGCUGUUUGAUUCUGUGAAAUGUGUCGGUUUCGAAAUUUCACAGAGAAUUUAUUCAGUUAAAGUAGCUAAAAGGCGACAGUUGUGCAAUGAACGUGGCUCUAACCUUGACACGAUUUCGAUGCAGUCAUGGUAGAAUUUUUUCGGCUUUUGUGGAACAUUUUUUGGACAUAUGGACGUUGAUACGCUCGCAAAAAGCACCAAAUAUUUAAACAUACAAUAUCUGGUGCUGAAUUUCACACCUUUACUGUUAUUUCUUCUUUGUUGUUCAUUCAAAAUAUUUUCCUAACCUCUAAAUAGUUAUUUAAUAUGUUGAAGAAGAGUCGCAAGUAAUGGACAUAUUUUUUGAACUGCCUUGGGUGCCCUGAAGCAAGCUAUGCAUUUGUAACUAUUAUGAGUCAGCAGUUUUCUGGUAUUUUAGCUUUAUUAAUAGUGUAUAUUUUACCGUUCAUUAAUUUACAUUAGCUCUAUUGACGGCAUAAUAACUUUGUUGUAGCCUCGGGCCAUUCAAGCAAAGCGUUAUUUUUGUGCAAGCAAUACCCGUCAUUUUUAAUGCUGCUCUACGCUGUUUUAUUACUUUUCCUUAUUGUGUAUUGCACAUUAUCUAUUUUAUGUUGUACCUAAAUAAAUUACUCUCACUUCUUGAAUAUUAGUAAGUAAUCUUGCUACUGCUGAAUAAUUAAAGAUUAAUUUGCAGAGCUUCUAUUUUUAUUUCUUUUAUAAGAAAAUGCUGUAGAUACGCGCCUAAAUAUUAUUAUCCGCCUUUGUUACGAUUGUACAAAAAAAUGCGUUGCCACUAACUUGUUAUUUUAAAUAAGAUAACUCGUGUUAUAUUAUCAUAAUUUUAGUUGUGUGUCCAUACAUAUGAACUAUUUCGCCGCCUUGGAUUCGAUAGGUAAGCGCAAGAUUUCCAAUCAAAAGAAAUUCCUUAUCCAUGCUGAUUUUUUUACUUUCAGGUUGAUAAAUUCCACGAGUUAUAUGCAUGGUCGCUACUUUUCCGUCUGAUGAAGAUCUAAAUUUGCAUCUAUGCAUAUAUAUACCAGGGCAUCACGAAUUUCUUAAAUGCCCAGGGGCCGUACUAUAAGAAAUCACCUAAGUACACAUGGCGGCAUAAAUACACGUGCAGCCAUAUAGGUAAAUGUAGCGGCUAAUUUCUCGACUGUGAUUGUGUGGUUAAGUUCGAGAAGCCGUCAGUGAUUGGCUUACGGAAUUAUAAACUCGUAACUAUUUUUUAUAGUACGGCUCCUAGUGCUAAACCAAUUGUGUUCUAGAGUCGCCCCAGAUUUAAAGUUUUGUUUGGAAGUUGGCCGUUAAAUCAAUGAAAUUAUAUCGAAAUCACUAAUCGUAUUCUUCAUAUUGAUUGAAAAGCCUGGAUGCGUUUGGUACGAACAGCCCUGCUUGUGAUUACCGUUAAAGAACUCAACCGCGUUGGCAAAUCAAGCAUUCUUUAAAAAUAUGAUCGUUGGAAACUCCACUUUUCAUUUCAAUUUCCGAAACACUACUCCAUCCUAAUGAAAUUAUUAAUCUCACAUACGUUUCGACGUGGACGCUGAUACGACACUGAUCAUAAUUUUAGCCUAUGUUGUGUAUAAAAAAACCCGGUGCAGGGUAUGCUAAGAGGUGCUAUCAUCACAUUUGUUAUUGCACAGCAUUUUAAUAUGACUAAUAAUAUUCUGCUUACUUUGCACGCCUUAUGAGCACUGAAGCCAUCGUGUUUAAUCGUUUCAAAUGUUGCUGCGAAGAGUUUGUGCAUUUUAUAUGCGAUAACCAUAGAUUUUGUGUUCAUUUUGUCACUAAAUAAAUCCUAAGUGAUUCCUUACUUCAGAAAAUUAUCUCCCUUUUCAUUCUUGGACCCUGAGUCCAGCUUGGAUAUUCUUCAAUAUGGUGGAAAUUUAUUAUCAGUAAAUUUAUACCGUAACGCUGAAUUUGCUCAUCACUAUUUUUUUGUAAAGUAAAACAUUCUUUCGUUCUUCUUUAACAUUCAUGCGUUGAUAUCAAAAUGUUUUUCCGUUUCUUUUGAUGUUUACAAUUUUCUGCAAAAUUUUUUGAUUAAAUUCGAUUUACUCAAGUUGAAACCGUGAGUCUUGAUAGAUGGCUACGUUUUAUGCUGUUUUUUCACUCUAAUUUACAUACUUGCAUCCUCGCUUGUACUUCAUUUAUAGGUGUAGUCGUCUUGUUUGGAAUUUAGCAGCUACGAAAUGAUCAAUUGAAUCUCUCAUUCUCAAAUAUCAAUCUAUCGGAACAAAAUGUGCAUAAACUAAGCUUCCAAAUUGAUUAAGUUGAAUUGAUAUUCCUUGAUUGAUAUUAGGCUGAGGAAACUGCUACUGAACCUUCUUCCUCAAAAUUUUUUAUAUAUUUUUACCCGAACUUUUGAUAUGGAACUAUUGACAAUAAUUAAUUGUCUUCAUGAACACGUGAUCUUGAAACCUU
This is a messenger RNA of Hyalella azteca, 12338 nucleotides long. RefSeq names its product tensin-1 (gene by). The record is from RefSeq and is a predicted model, not a curated record. The transcript has 24 exons. NCBI's taxonomy places the organism in Eukaryota, Metazoa, Arthropoda, Malacostraca, Amphipoda, Hyalellidae. Gene Ontology annotation, molecular function: protein binding. Bases 1696 to 7758 code for a protein of 2020 amino acids.